AUGAAGCCCACCGACUCUAGCACAAAACAGCAUCAUGCCGGCAAACCCAAUGCUUUACGGCGUCAUUGGAAACUACUUGCCAUCGCAGGCGCGUUUCUUAUCGUCGCCAUCGGGCUCGGCGUCGGCCUAGGCGUCGGAUUGACGCAGAGAGGCGGUCACGACGACUCUGACCAAGACAAUGACAACAACUCAGGCUCAAACUCAGACCCAGACUCAGACAAUCACAACCGCACAAGCACAUGGCAGCCCAGCGUCAACGCGACGUGGCAAAUCGUGCUCCAGGGCGCCAUCAAGCUCACAAACGGAUCCGCCAGCCCGGAUGUGGCCAUCUGGGACCUCGACCUCUUUGACAACGACGCAGAGACAUUCAAGGCGCUGCAGGGCCGCGGGAAGAAGGUCAUUUGCUACUUCAGCGCCGGUUCGUACGAGGAUUUCCGGCCGGAUAAGGGCCGGUUCAACGAGUCGGAUCUGGGCAAGCCCCUUGACGGAUGGCCCAACGAGCGCUGGCUGGACCUCAACAGCGACAAUGUUCGCAGCAUCAUGAGGGACCGCAUCAAGCUCGCCUCGUCCAAGGGAUGCGAUGCCAUUGACCCCGACAACGUCGACGGUUAUCAAAACGACAAUGGGCUGAAUCUCACGGCCCAAGACUCGAUCAACUAUCUCCAGUUCCUGCACACCGAGGCCAGCUCGUACCACAUGGCCAUUGGCUUGAAAAACGCCGGUGGCAUCAUCCCCAAGGUGCUCGACUUUAUCAACUUUUCCGUCAACGAGCAGUGCGCCGAGUUUUCAGAGUGCGAGACGUUUGCCCCCUUUAUCAAGGCCGGUAAGCCUGUCUUCCACAUCGAGUAUCCCAAGGGAGCCCCUGCCAUCGAUGCCGCGCGUGCUGCCGAUCUGUGCUCGCAUCGAGGCAUUGGGGCCGGGUCUGGGAAUUUCAGCACGGUGCUGAAGAAGAUGGACCUGGACGGGUUUGUGCAGUACUGCGAUGGGAAGCGAUACGACACUGCAUUGGAUUCAUAA
Molecule: messenger RNA, 1017 nt
Organism: Trichoderma harzianum CBS 226.95
Lineage: Eukaryota; Fungi; Ascomycota; Sordariomycetes; Hypocreales; Hypocreaceae
Product: glycoside hydrolase family 114 protein
Exons: 2
Coding region: 1-1017 (338 amino acids)
Source: RefSeq, a predicted model, not a curated record